This is a messenger RNA of Capsicum annuum, 396 nucleotides long. RefSeq lists its product as uncharacterized. The record is from RefSeq and is a predicted model, not a curated record. The transcript has a single exon. The coding region runs from base 1 to 396 and encodes 131 amino acids. NCBI's taxonomy places the organism in Eukaryota, Viridiplantae, Streptophyta, Magnoliopsida, Solanales, Solanaceae.
AUGGCAAAAUGCUACAUACAUGUCUCUAUAGCAAAUGUGUUGCAGCAUCAACAUCAGUCCAUGACUACUGCUUAUGAUAUGCUUAAAUCUCUCAAAGAGAUGUUUGGUGAGCAAAAUGGUGCAGCAAAGCAGACGGCCAUGAAAGCUCUUUUGACCACAAAAAUUAUUGAAGGAACUUCGGUAAGGGAACAUGUUCUUAAAAUGAUGAGUUUGUUGAACGAGUUGGAAAUUCUUGGUGCGGUUAUUGAUAAGGAAUCUCAAGUUGAGAUGGUCCUGCAGACUUUGCCGAACAGUUUUCAACAGUUUCGCUUGAACUAUAAUAGGAAUAAGAUGGACUUAUCUCUUGCAAAACUGUUGAAUGAGUUGCAAGCGGUAGAAUCUAUCAUUAAGCAAUAA